Messenger RNA from Heteronotia binoei (common prickly gecko), 1248 nucleotides. RefSeq names its product heparan sulfate glucosamine 3-O-sulfotransferase 4-like. The transcript has 2 exons. Lineage: Eukaryota; Metazoa; Chordata; Lepidosauria; Squamata; Gekkonidae. Gene Ontology annotation, molecular function: [heparan sulfate]-glucosamine 3-sulfotransferase activity. The coding region runs from base 101 to 1237 and encodes 378 amino acids. The record is from RefSeq and is a predicted model, not a curated record.
GCCAUGCGGGGCUGCCCCCGGGCGGCGGGGCGGGCGGGCGGCGGCCCAUGCGGGCGGGCGGCGGACAGGAUGCGGCCGGGGCUGGGGGCGGGCAGGCGGCAUGGCCCCCCCGCCGCCUAAGGGCCCCGCCGCCCGCAAGCUGCUCUGCAUGUGCACCCUCUCGCUCGGCCUCACCUACCUCUGCUACAGCCUCAUGGGGGGGCCCGGCGGACGGCGCGCCCCCCUCGCCCCCGGCCCCGCCCGACGACCCCCGCCGCCCACCCCGAGCUCCAGCCCCGCCGCCGCCGCCCGCCACCUCGCCCGGCCCAGCGCACCACCCGCCGCCGCCGCCGCCACCGGUGGGACCAGCAGCGCCGCCGCCGCCGCCAGCAGCAGCCCCUGCCCCGGGAGCGGUGGAGCCUCCGAAGGCGCCCCGGCCGCCCCCACCCCGACGCCGGACUACGGAGAGAAGCGGCUGCCGCAGGCGCUCAUCGUCGGCGUGAAGAAAGGCGGCACCCGCGCCCUGCUCGAGGCGCUCCGGGCGCACCCCGACGUCCGCGCCGUCGGCACCGAGCCCCACUUCUUCGACCGCAACUACCACAAGGGCCUCGACUGGUACAGGGACGUCAUGCCCAAGACCCUCGAAGGGCAGCUGACCAUGGAGAAGACACCCAGCUACUUUGUCACCAGCGAAGCACCGCAGCGCAUCUACGCCAUGGCCAAGGACACCAAGCUGAUCGUGGUGGUGCGCGACCCUGUGACCAGAGCCAUCUCCGACUACACCCAGACCCUCUCCAAGAAGCCAGACAUCCCCACCUUUGAGGUGCUGGCCUUCAAGAACCGAACGCUGGGCCUGAUCGACGCCUCCUGGAGCGCCAUCCGCAUCGGGAUCUACGCGCUGCACCUGGAGAACUGGCUCCAGUAUUUCCCUCUCUCACAGAUCCACUUUGUCAGCGGGGAGCGGCUCAUCGAAGACCCGGCGGGGGAGAUGGCCAAAGUGCAGGACUUCCUGGGUCUCAAGAGGGUCGUGACGGAGAAAUACUUCUUCUUCAACCAGACCAAGGGCUUCCCCUGCCUCAAGAGGCCCGAGGACAGCAGCGCUCCCCGCUGCCUGGGCAAGUCCAAGGGCCGAACUCACCCCAGAAUCGACCAGAGCGUCAUCCAGAGGCUGCGGAAAUUCUACAAGCCCUUCAACGUCAUGUUCUACCAGAUGACCGGAGAGGAUUUCCAGUGGGAGCAGGAAGGGGGGGAGAAGUGAGGCCGCAGCAG